Messenger RNA from Danio rerio (zebrafish), 1814 nucleotides. Lineage: Eukaryota; Metazoa; Chordata; Actinopteri; Cypriniformes; Danionidae. The record is from RefSeq and is a predicted model, not a curated record.
AAGGAGUAGGCCAUAUGGGCGACUCAGUUCUGGAUCCUCGCAAGUGGUUGGAGUUUGAUCUCAAGCCAGGAUUGGGAAGGUGUUGAGUUUAAGCAGAGCUGGGAAGGGUUAGAUGAAGAAGACGAGGGAUGCUGGAAGAGUCCUGGGUGUAGAACCGUUACCGACCUGGCGAGUUGGGCAAUGAAUGAGACCAUAGGUUGCAGGCCUGCACUGACAUGUUCUGCCAGACGAGUCCAGGGUCCACGUCCCCGGCCAGGAGGCAAAAUAAGGAGAUCAAGGAGACCAAAAUCACUAUCAACUGCGUCACAUUCCCUGUGUCCACAUCCACACCGGAGCAGGAGCUUCUCAAGCCCAAUGAAUGGAGCUACUGCGACUAUUUCUGGACCGAUAAGAGAGACCUUCAGGGGGCCACAGUGACCGGCUUCGAGGUGCUGCUGCAGAAACAGCUAAAGGGGAAGCAGAUGCAAAAAGAGAUGGCAGAGUUCAUCAGAGAAAGGAUAAAAAUUGAAGAGGAAUAUGCCAAGAACCUUUCCAAACUCUCCAUGUUCCCUAUGGCAGCACAAGAGGAAGGGACUCUUGGAGAAGCUUGGGCUCAACUCAAGAAGAGUCUAGCAGAUGAAGCCGAAGUUCAUCUCAAGUUCUCCUCAAAGCUCCAGAGUGAAGUGGAGAAGCCUUUAUUAACUUUCAGAGGAGACAACUUUAAAAAAGACAUGAAGAAAUAUGACCACCACAUUGCUGACCUGAGAAAGCAGCUGGUCAGCCGAUACGCUGCAGUGGAGAAGGCACGGAAGGCUUUAGCAGACCGACAGAAGGAUCUUGAGGUGAAAACCCAGCAGCUUGAGAUCAAAUUAAGCAACAAAUCAGAGGAAGAUAUAAAGAAAGCCAGACGAAAAUCCACACAAGCAGGUGAUGAUCUGAUGCGCUGUGUGGAUCUCUACAAUCAGGCUCAGUCCAAGUGGUUUGAGGAGAUGGUCACCACAAGCAUGGAGCUGGAGAAGCUGGAGGUGGAGCGGAUAGAGAUGAUCCAGCAGCAUCUGCGUCAGUACACCACACUGCGGCACGAGACAGACAUGUUCAACCAAAGUACACUGGAGCCAGUGGAUCAGCUCCUGCAGAGUGUGGAUCCAGCAAAAGACAGAGAGCUUUGGGUGAAGGAGCACAAGACAGGAGAUCGGAGACCUGUGGAUAUGGACAUCUAGACCAUACAUGCACACUCACACAGACACAAACACAAUAUGAAUCUACCUGCAUGCCUGUUUUCCUGAGUACUUCAACCUCUCAGCCAAAGCCAUACAGGUAUCACCCCUUGAAGCAUUACAAAAUAUAAGCUUUACAGAAGACUUUUUAAAUGUUAUAAUGUCAAGAGUAGUGGGAAGGAACAGCAGUGCGUUACAGUUUUUUUAGUAGCCAUUUUAUCCUGCAUGUCCAAAUUUAUUAUGCUACUUAAUACUUCAGAGUGUUUAUUACUGUACGUGUAACAUCAUUACAAUAGACAUCAGUGCUAUAGAUCGGAAAAGCACUGUAAAAGUAAAGCACCUGUUUGUUUGUUUAUUUGCUUCAGCAGAUGCCUAUAAAGUGGAUUACAUCGAAUCAGAUUUUAUUUUGAAAUGUUGUGAAGAAAGUGAACUAAAUAGCUAAUUGUAGAUAUAUGGGUCAAAGAUGAGGAGCCCCAUUUAAAGUUAGUUGUCUAUAUUAAUGUUUCAAAUAAUUUAAAUUAAAAAGUCAAAAUAUAUUCAGUUUCAUUCAUUACUUGUGUGUUUUAUAUUUGUAUAAAAUUCUGACCUGUUUUCUGAACAAUAAUAAUAAUAAUAAAA